AUGGAUUACAUAAUGUUGUUCGAGCUUCGUAAGUCAGUGGAGUUCAUCAGCGGAGCACAUGAUGACCUAAAACUCUCCAUUGAUACAUUGAUCAAGGAUAAUGCUCAUCUAAAAGGCGCAAACCAGCUAUUGCAAACCACGGUUCACGAUCUGGAAGGAAGAUUAAAUAGCCUGGAACAGCACUUAAGAGAGAAUAAUUUAGAAUUGCAUGGUGUCCCUGAAUUUCGUUCGGAGAAUUUGUCUACCGUAUUGCAUCAAUGUGCGCAAUUUACUGGGCACAAAUUAAAUGAUGGAGACGUAGUUAGCUGUGUGAGAGUUGCAAAACUUAAUAAGGACAGCAAACUGCCUAAGACUAUUGUGGCUAAAUUUAAGAGUGUCCGGAGUCGUGACGAAUUCUAUUCAGCUGUGUACCGCUACAACAAAGACAACCCUAAUGACAAACUGAAUACGAAUCAUUUGGGCGUAGCGGGUGAGAAAAAGCCUAUUUAUGUCUGUGAGCACUUGUCCCCAUUCUAUAAAACCCUUCAUGCAGCUGCGAGGAAAAAAGCAAAGGAGACUGGGUACAAGUUCGUAUGGGUACGCAAUGGACGCAUUUUCGUUAGAAAGGACCCCAACUCUUCGUACAUCCACAUCAAGAACCAGGAAAGUCUUGCACUUAUUCGUUAA
Messenger RNA from Hyposmocoma kahamanoa, 666 nucleotides. RefSeq lists its product as uncharacterized. The transcript is spliced from 2 exons. NCBI's taxonomy places the organism in Eukaryota, Metazoa, Arthropoda, Insecta, Lepidoptera, Cosmopterigidae. The record is from RefSeq and is a predicted model, not a curated record. Bases 1 to 666 code for a protein of 221 amino acids.